CGAGCGGUCGUGCACGCGCAGAGACGAUGCAGCCUCGGCGGAGACAAGAGAGGAAGCAGAAGAAGAACCGGAGGACCGACACCGACCCGACGCUGCUGCCGCCGCCGGCCCUCGAGGCGUCCUCCCCGGCCUGACAGAGCGAGGAGCCCCGCAGGAUGAAGCGGAGCAGCCACAGCAGGCGGGGCCUCCAGGACUCCAACCCGCCCGCCUCGCUGCCGCCGGACAAGGUGGGCUGGAUCCGCAGGUUCUGCGGCCGCGGGAUCUUCAGGGAGCUGUGGAGGAACCGGUUCGUGAUGCUGAGAGGAGAACGUCUGUAUAUCUCCGAGAAGGAGGUGAAGGACGAGCGGAAGGCGGCGGAGGUGUUCGACCUGCGGGACUUUGAGCGCUCCGAGGAGCUGAGGAAGGCCAAGAGCCGCAGCAAGAAGAACCACAGCCGCUUCACCGUGCUGCGCUGCCGCAGGCCCGGGAACACCGUCCCGAACCUGGUGUUCCUGGCUGUGAGUCCUGAGGAGAAGGAGUCUUGGGUCCAGGCGCUGAACGUUGCCAUCGUCAGGGCCAAGAACCGGGUCCUGGACGAGGUGACUAUCGAGGAGGACAGCAUCCUGGUCCAUCCCACCAGGGACAGGGCGAAGAUCCCGGUCGGCCGGCGCCUGCCCACCAGAGGACACCUGCUGGCCGCGGUCUCCACCUCGUCCCGCGGCACGCUGAUGCUGGACCUCGUCGCUGAGGAGGACGACCCUCAGGACCCCUGGGACCACGGCCUCCAGGUGGACCCGCGGGACUCCCCCCGGGGGGUCGGAGGUCGGCAGCGAGCCGGAACCGACGCGUCGAAGCUGCGAGCCGCCCUGAAAGAGCCCCGGCCGAAGACGGGCAGCCUGCCCCGCGGCAGCGAGCGGUCCUGGGGAAGACAGCGCCCCCUGGAGGUCUCCAAGGCCUGCAACGCUCCGCAGGUCCAGGUCCUGCAGGUCCAGUCCAGAACUCCACAGCCUGGAAAACGCUUCAGCAUGCAGGGACGGAGUCGCUGUGCCUCCAUGGACGAGGUCCUGUCCUCCAGGCCAGCCAUGAUCCGGUCGGAGCUGCGUUCGGAGCUGCGUUCGGAGCUGCGGCGCCCCCCGGAGGCGGCGGCGGCGGCGGCGGCGGCGCCGGUGGGACAGCUGCAGAGUCUGAUCGCCCAGCGAAUGCAGAGAGCCCAGGAGCUGCUGGAGGAGAUGAGACUGCAGGAGCUGCAGAAGGCCAAAGAGCAGCGCGAGCGAGGAGGCGGUUCGCCACACCCGAAGGCCGUCGACUCGCCCAGACUGCACCACCUCCGGGGGUCCGACUCCCCCCAGUCCAGGUCUUCAGGAUCUCCCAGGAGCAGGAGCAGCGACUCUCCUCGCCUCCGGACGAAGGACUCUCCUCGUCUCAGAGGACGGGAGUCUCCCCGGUCCCGGGCCAAGAGGAGCCGCUCCAAAGCCUCUGACUCUCCUCGCUCUCGAGGCUCCGCCUCCCCUCGCCUGAAGGCCCCGCCCCAUUCCGCUGACUCCUCCUCUAAAUCCAAAGAGUCUCCGGGCGAGGGAGGAGACGGGUCCCCCCGGGUUGACGGUUGUCCGAUGGACAGCGAGUCCACGUCCCCGUGUCUCAGCAGCACCGGGGACGGUCCCGGUCCCGGUCCGGACCUCUCCGGUCCAUCCGGAUCCUCCGAGCCCACCCCGCCGGAAAGCCCCGACGAACCGCGGCCGCCGUCGGACUCGCCGCCGUCUGAGGAGGACGAGGAGGACGGGGAGGUGGAGCGGCGGCGCGCCGAGGCGGAGCGCCUCCUGGAGGAGGCCGUGUCGUCCUGGAAGGAGGCGCAGGAGGUUCUGCAGGAGGUGAAGGAGCUGCAGAGCCAGACGCUGCGGCGGCAGCGCCGCAGAACCUACGAGAAGAUGACCGCGGCGGCGGCGACCGGGGCACCGGCGGCGCCCGCAGCAGCGGAGGGAGACGACACGCCCGCCUCGCCCGCCUCGCCCGCCUCGCCGGCGUCCCCCAUGGACGAGGACGAGUCCGAGACACCGUGA
Salarias fasciatus (jewelled blenny) is the source of this 2036-nucleotide messenger RNA. RefSeq names its product pleckstrin homology domain containing, family O member 1a (gene plekho1a). Bases 156 to 2036 code for a protein of 626 amino acids. Gene Ontology annotation, biological process: regulation of myoblast fusion. Gene Ontology annotation, cellular component: muscle cell projection membrane; ruffle membrane. The transcript has 11 exons. NCBI's taxonomy places the organism in Eukaryota, Metazoa, Chordata, Actinopteri, Blenniiformes, Blenniidae. The record is from RefSeq and is a predicted model, not a curated record.